UGAAACAGCACUUCACAGUCAUCGACGUCCAUGAACUGACUUUGGCAUUCUGGAUAACAACAAACCACACGAAUUCCUCUCGAGACAACCGAGCUUCCAGAUCCAGAAUCCAGUGUUCUCUUCGGCGGAUAGCACAGAAAUCAAGAGAUAUGGCCGAGCAUGUGGUUGCUGCUGUGUUGCAAAGGGCAGGCGCCGCUGUAAUCCAAGAAGCUGCCUCUCUGCGCCAAGUUCCUGCCAAGGUGGAGACCCUCAAAUCUGAGCUUCGGCGCAUGCAGUGCUUCCUCAGAGACACAGAUGCGAGGAUGGAGAGGGGCGAAAUGGCUAACCACCUGGUGUCAGAGGUCAGGGAUGUAGCUUACAGCAUCGAGAUUAUUAUCGACAUGGCAAACAUCUUGGCGAGGGAGAACAACAUAAAAAGGUCCUUCAUGGGUGCCAUGUCGAAGGGUGCUCAUUACCCCUUCCACUGCAUGCAUCUGUACAACAUCGUAAAAAGGAUUGAUAGAGUAACAGCAAGGGUUCAUGCAAUCUUCCAAGAAUUCACAAAGUAUAGUAUUGCUGGUAUUAGCCUGAAUGAGAUGAGAUAUAGCAUGGAAGAGAACGCAAGUUUACGGGCUAAGAGACUGAUACUUCCAGAUUUUGAGGACGAGCUAGAUGUCAUUGGCUUCCAUACUGAAAUCAACCAAAUCAAGGAUGACCUGCUUGACUCGGAGAACAAGGAUCUCACUGUCAUCUCCCUUGUUGGUCCAGGAGGAGCAGGGAAAUCAACCGUUGCCAGGAAGGUCUACAAUCUUGUCGCCAAAAAACAUUUCCAUUCGUGUGUAUGGAUAUGUAUAUCACAGCAAUUUACAGUCUAUGGUGCACUAAAGGAUAUUGUUAAAGGGACCAUGGGGACUCAAAACUCCGAAGAACUAGGUAAAAUGAGUGAGGCAGAAAUUAUAAAGAAGAUCCACAAUUUUCUCAAGGACAAAACAUACCUGGUAGUUUUAGAUGAUGUCUGGAGAAUGGAAGACUGGGAUAUGAUCCAAGCCGCCUUUCCUGAUGUAAAAAAUGGAAGCAGAAUGGUCGUGACAACCCGCAAUUCAGCAGUGUCCAAUCAUCCCAACACAAGAAAAAUAAUCCAGGAUCUGAAGCUUCUCAACGACGAGGAAAGUAUAGAGUUGUUCAAUAGAAAAGCAUUUCCUCCCUACGUUGUCCAUGAUAGAAAUGAUAUGGAUAGUUUCAGAGAAAUAGGCAAGGCACUUGCAUUAAAAUGCAAUGGCUUGCCUCUUGCAAUUGUAGUCCUGGGAGGUUUCCUUUCAAAGAAUCUCAGAAUCACAGAGUGGAGAAGAAUGGUUGCCAGCAUAAAUUGGGAUGCAAUGAAGAAUGAAGGCGACAUCAAAGCCAUACUGGACCUUAGUUACUAUGAUCUGUCAAGUAAUAUGAAAGCAUGCUUUUUAUACAUUACAUCCUUCCCAGAGGACUACGCAGUCCCUGUUGGCCUUCUUACAAAGUUAUGGAUUGCAGAAGGUUUCAUACCAAAUGUGCGCGAAUGCUCCCUUGCAGAAACUGCACUCAGGUAUGUGGAAGAACUGGCACAACGCUGCAUGGUCCUAACUGAAAAGAGGAGCUCCAGGUGCAUCAAGACCGUAAAAGUGCAUGAUGUGUUGCGUGAUUGGGGAAUUGGGCGUGCUCGAAGAGAAGGGUUCUUCAAAGACUGCAGUUCCAGCAAUGACGUGGAGACCUCAUAUUCCAAUGAAAUGAGAGCUUACAGAGUGGUUCUCUAUGACUCUGUUUGCGUAAAAGUUGGUAUUGCUAUACCAAAUCUGCACUCCUUGCUGAUCCUCAAUGCAGCUCGCUUAGAAUGGAAUGCUGCCUUUUUUUUUCAUGGCUUAUAUUAUUUGCGGGUGCUCUACGUCGAUGGCAUGAGAGGGAAAUGGCAGCUUCCUACAGAUAUUGGCAAGAUGGUACAUCUGAGGUAUCUUGGCUUGAAAGGUGGCACAUAUGUACUUCCUGCUUCCAUCAGUAAUCUCACAAAUUUGCAUACUUUUGAUGCAAGAGAUGCCACAGUGGAAGCACUCCCUAUUGCUCUCUUGAGCAUUUGGACACUGAAGCACGUCCAUAUCUACAAGGUCGAGUCAUGGUCCAUGCUGAAGACUACCAUACAAAGCAACCUGAAAUCUCUUUUCAUAUUACUGGCAUCCAACAUGCCAAAGCAAUGGGAAGCAGCGAUUGAAAGAAUGGAAAGCAACCCCUCCUGGUGCUUUGGGAGGCACUACCAGAGUGUCAAACAACUGGAAAUUGUUGGGUCAUUCGAGGACAAGUUCGGUGUGCCCAAUGACCUACAUCUUCCUGAUCUGCUUCUCCUUCCGCACAACUUGAGACGGCUAAAAUUUAGUUGUCCUAAUUUGCUGAAUGAUGAAGAUCCCAUGCCAACACUUGGGAGCUGGCUUCCAUUCCUGAAUGUAUUAGAAAUAGGGGUUAGGUCAUAUACAGGUGCAACCAUCACCUGCCCUUCUGGUGGGUUUCCAAAUCUGUACAAUUUGGUACUCCACGAUCUUGAUGUUGAACAGUGGGUAUUGGAGGAUGGGGCCAUGCCAAAGCUCAGAAUAUUAACUUUGUGCAAGUGCACCAAGCUGAAAGCACUACCAGAAGGAUUGCAGCACCUGAAGGAACUUAGGAAGCUGAAAGUGAUAGCGAUGCCUAAGUUGUGCCAAGUAUUGUGCUACUUACUCCACCGGGCAGGACGCGAGGUUAUCAUCAGGUCAAGUGAGGAAGACUUCCAGCAUGUAGAGAUCCCUAAGGAUGACAGGUAACAAGCUGAAAUCCACGGAUAAUGGGGAGCAGGAGUAAUUUAACUUCACCUCAAUCUUACAUGCCGGGUAGGAUGGAUGUCGACUUCCCCCGUGAGUUACUGACGUGAUACAGACGAUUUGUCAAUUGUGCUUGCAUAUUUAUUUCACACAGUAUUGUACUUAAUAUAUGCACGAAGAAAGUAUUUUCAUACCUAGAGUUUACCAAAAGUGUAUACUGGACAUCCCUGAUGUACAUGAGACACAGUUUGUAACUUAUAUAACUAAUGCCAACUAGAUUUGUGCCAGUACA
Brachypodium distachyon (stiff brome) is the source of this 3081-nucleotide messenger RNA. Its product is annotated as probable disease resistance RPP8-like protein 2. Bases 150 to 2792 code for a protein of 880 amino acids. The transcript is spliced from 3 exons. Gene Ontology annotation, molecular function: ATP hydrolysis activity; ADP binding. The record is from RefSeq and is a predicted model, not a curated record. NCBI's taxonomy places the organism in Eukaryota, Viridiplantae, Streptophyta, Magnoliopsida, Poales, Poaceae. Gene Ontology annotation, biological process: defense response to other organism.